AUGGAUGUGAUUGAAAUUCAUGAAGCUCAGUUUCUUGAUGACCGUUGUGAUCUCUGUUGCAAUGCUGCUUAUCUUGAUGAUUAUACUAUUAUUCUUGCAGGUCCAUCUGAUGUUCAAAGGCUACAAGCUAGGUAUGAUGGUUAUGGCGCUCUAUGCUACAAUCCCAAAUUUGUGGGUGGUGUCGACAUGAUGUUGUACUUCCGUGGAGCAAAGGAAACUGACUUUGCUAUUUUCUCAAAUGACAACCUCCACAUUAAUGCCCAUCUAAUUGGUACACAAACACACGGAAGGAAGUGCAAAUUUACACGGGUUCAAACAUUUUUAGGCAUGUUUGCCUCCCAUACAUUACUUCUAGGAGCAAAGAAAGUGUCAAACUGUGAUGAAAAUGUCCAUGCUGCUAGGUACAGUGGAACGGUGAGACAGUUGAUGUCACAACGGAUGGAGAUGCAGAAUAGAGUAUUUAACACUGCUGAGAGAUCAGUGGUGGUCAAGAGGACAGAUGAUCUUAACAACAUAAAGGUCACAGUUUCCACUGUAUUGCAAUUAAAUGUAAAGUUAGUCCCCAUUUGUGAGAGAAAACUAUGUUUUACAACUAUCAGUUACCACCAGAAGAUGUUUCUUUUGCUCAUCUAG
Messenger RNA from Capsicum annuum, 633 nucleotides. RefSeq lists its product as uncharacterized. The record is from RefSeq and is a predicted model, not a curated record. NCBI's taxonomy places the organism in Eukaryota, Viridiplantae, Streptophyta, Magnoliopsida, Solanales, Solanaceae. The coding region runs from base 1 to 633 and encodes 210 amino acids. The transcript has 2 exons.